Molecule: messenger RNA, 2196 nt
Organism: Fopius arisanus
Lineage: Eukaryota; Metazoa; Arthropoda; Insecta; Hymenoptera; Braconidae
Gene: Ef-1a-f1
Product: elongation factor 1-alpha
Exons: 5
Coding region: 110-1495 (461 amino acids)
Biological process (GO): translational elongation; translation
Molecular function (GO): GTPase activity; GTP binding; translation elongation factor activity
Source: RefSeq, a predicted model, not a curated record
CGAAACCGACAGUCGUUUUGUUUUGUCGUCUCACACCGACAGACUUGUUUCCCUUAAAUACGUGACCUCCGACUAAGAUCUUGGCCCAACGAUCACAGGGAUCUUCAAGAUGGGCAAGGAGAAGGUGCACAUAAACAUCGUGGUAAUAGGCCACGUAGAUUCCGGAAAAUCUACGACAACGGGUCACCUGAUUUACAAGUGCGGAGGUAUCGACAAGCGGACAAUUGAGAAAUUCGAGAAGGAAGCGCAGGAGAUGGGUAAGGGAUCCUUCAAGUACGCCUGGGUCCUGGACAAGUUAAAGGCCGAGCGGGAGAGAGGAAUCACUAUCGAUAUUGCCAUGUGGAAAUUCGAGACCUCCAAGUACUACAUUACGAUUAUCGAUGCACCUGGGCACAGGGACUUCAUCAAGAACAUGAUAACAGGGACUUCCCAGGCAGAUUGCGCCGUUCUCAUUGUCGCUGCGGGGAUCGGGGAGUUUGAGGCGGGAAUUUCAAAAAAUGGGCAGACACGAGAGCAUGCGCUUCUCGCGUUUACUUUAGGGGUGAAGCAGCUGAUUGUUGGGGUUAACAAGAUGGAUAUGACCGAUCCACCGUAUUCGGAGACUAGAUUCGAGGAGAUAAAAAAGGAAGUCUCGUCGUACAUCAAGAAGAUCGGCUACAAUCCGAAUUCGGUGGCAUUCGUACCCAUAUCCGGAUGGUAUGGUGACAACAUGUUGGAGUGUUCACCCAAGACUUCUUGGUACAAAGGUUGGAAGGUAGCGAGAAAAGACGGCAACGGGGAGGGAAAAACUCUUAUCGAAGCACUCGAUGCUAUCCUCCCACCGUCUAGACCCACUGAUAAGGCCUUGAGAUUGCCUCUUCAGGAUGUCUACAAGAUCGGGGGGAUAGGCACGGUACCUGUUGGUCGAGUGGAAACGGGAAUAUUGAAACCAGGGAUGCUCGUGACAUUCGCUCCAGUAGCUCUGACUACCGAAGUGAAAUCCGUAGAGAUGCAUCACGAGGCCCUAACGGAGGCCGUCCCCGGGGACAACGUCGGCUUCAACGUGAAAAAUAUAUCUGUGAAAGAACUCCGUCGGGGAUACGUCGCUGGAGACUCGAAGAAUCAGCCUCCAAGAGGCGCCCAAGAUUUCACCGCUCAAGUGAUCGUCCUGAGUCAUCCUGGACAGAUCAGCAAUGGUUACACACCAGUGCUGGACUGUCACACCGCUCACAUCGCCUGCAAAUUCGCGGAGAUCAAGGAAAAGUGCGAUCGUAGGACCGGAAAAACCACUGAGGAAAAUCCCAAGAGCGUCAAGAGUGGAGACGCUGCUAUCGUCGUGCUGCAGCCGACGAAACCGAUGUGCGUCGAGGCUUUUCAGGAAUUUCCACCCCUCGGACGAUUUGCUGUGCGCGAUAUGCGUCAGACCGUUGCUGUGGGUGUCAUCAAGAGUGUAAACUUCAAGGACACCCAGGGAAAAGUAACAAAAGCAGCAGAGAAGGCUCAGAAGAAGAAGUAACCAUCAAGCUUCCUCGGAAGCCACCGGCAGAUAAUCAUAAAUCUCUCAAUCCUAAAUCCCAACGAGCGUUUAAAAAUUGCCGAUAAACUCCUAUCCCUAACAACCAACGAUAAUCAACAAUUAUCGUACUCGAUGUUGCCCCUGAAUUACCCAGUAGUACUAAAUCCCCGUAUUUACCCGAAUUUACACAUACAAUUUACUCAUGCACCUAGAACACCACCCAUAUGCUAGGGAUGAUUUCCCCUCUCAUCGCAAUUGAAUUUUAGAUGAGGAAAAGUCAAUCAAGAAUUGCUUUAUCGACCUCAACUGAAUUAUCAUUUAUUUGACAAUGCCAAAAAUUCUCUGUUCGAUUUUUGCUCGGAAAAAUCGACUAGAGUGUCAAAUAAUUUGACGCAUUGGAAAAUAAUUGAUUGUACGAGAGAUAUUUAUUUCCUCAUGUUGACUAAGCCAAUUGGACUUUCAAUUUUUAAUCUGGAGACUAGACUGCACUCGAGGACGAGAGACUGAUGACAAGAGCUGAUGACAGGAUUUUCGUCUAGUUGUUAUUGCGUUCUUGUGUAUUUAAUUUUCACUGUUAUUACUAUUAAUACCGGAUAUUUACUUGGAAUGACUAUUCGUGUGGUAUUGCCAAUCAAUUUCUGCGAUUGUUUUCAUUACAAUUUUUUUAUAAUCCCUUUAGUGAAAUAAAGACUUUUUGUUGC